This is a messenger RNA of Spodoptera litura, 3675 nucleotides long. The record is from RefSeq and is a predicted model, not a curated record. NCBI's taxonomy places the organism in Eukaryota, Metazoa, Arthropoda, Insecta, Lepidoptera, Noctuidae.
GCAGAUUACUGUUACGGUAACACACGCUUACUCAUUUUUUGUUCCCAAGAAUGUAAAGAAAAAUUAAGAGUUUUAAAAAAUAUAUUUGGUGACGGUACAUUUAAGAGUUGUCCACCUCCAUUCCAACAGCUCUACACCGUUCAUGGUGAUUUAGGAAGUAAUAAUCAAAGCACAGCUAUGACGCCAUUAUUUUACGCUUUAAUGUCAAACCGUAAAAAAGAAACAUACGAGAUACUUUUCAGACUUGUUAAAUCUCAAAUUAACGAUUGGAAUCCUUCAUCCUUUACCAGUGAUUUUGAAGAAGCAGCUAUAUCUGCUAUGCGUACAAUUUUUCCUGAGAUAAGUAUCCACGGCUGUUAUUACCAUAUGAAUAAUGCUAUUUGGAGGAAAGGCCGUGAAUUAAAUCUAACAAAAAAUAAAACUUUAAGACGUCAAGUAGCCCUAAGUGCGGUGCUUCCAGAUUAACAGAGGACCGUAUUUUUGAAGGCUGGUUUUAUAUCGCUAGCGAAAGCCCCGAUGAUAGCCAAAGUGAAAAAUUUGAAAUAGGAAAGACGGACACAUUCGAGGCGGGACGCCUUUCACAGUUUGUAGAAGCCUGGAAAAGGGAGGGGGCGCCGCUAAAUAUCCUACAAACGAUAUCCGGAUACAUCAUUCUUUUUGUAAAAAAAACCCCACAGGUACCUUUUCAUUCGAAAAUAAUUUCCAGAUUCGAAACAACAAAGUUAAAUUCAGAGAUCCAGACUCUCAUACAGCAAAAGGUUAUAGAAAUUUCAACGGUCCAGACAGGCUUUUUAUCAACCAUGUUUCCAGUACCGAAACCCAACAACAAAGUACGCCCAAUAGUCAAUCUGAAAAGCCUCAACAAAUUUCUCGCCCCAAAGAAAUUCCGCUUGAUAAAUCACUUCAGAGUACCUCACUUCUUACAGGAAGGAGAUUUUCUCAUAAAAAUCGACAUCUCACAGGCAUACUUUCACAUACCAAUAGUCAACCGUCAUCGAAGGUUCCUAUCAAUAGUUCACCAAAAGAAGGUAUUUCAGUUUACAUGUCUCCCGUUUGGUCUAUCAACAUCCCCGCUUACCUUUGCGAGGGUAUCAAACUGGGUAGUAUCCUGACUGCGACAGAUGAAUAUAAAUAAGGGUCAUUGUAUACCUGGACGACUUUUUGAUUGCCAAUCAAGAUCCGAUAAAGCUUCAAAAAGAUGCUGUCAAGAUGGAACAAUUCCUCCUAAGAUUGGGAUGGAUAAUCAAUACGAACAAAUCUCUACAAGAGCCAUCUCAACUUAUCGAAUACUUAGGGAUAGAAUGGGACACCUUAAACAACACAAAAGCCCUCCCGGAAAAGAAAUUCUCCUUGAGAAAGGAUUUCAACAAACCUCUAUCAAGUCAAAGAUGGAGUUGGCAAUCCGCAAAGAGCCUGCUAAGAAAGCUGAAUUUUGCGUCUUUUGUAAUACCACUUGGAAGACUUCACUCCAAAAAGAUACAAAGAGCAGCCAAUAUUUUACCAGAGGAGUCAAUCCGCAAAAAGGUUCCCAUUCCUGCAAAGGCACUCGAAGAAUGCAAAUGGUGGAUUCAAAAUCUCGAAAAGAGAAAUCCCCUUUUCAAAUCAACAGAGACAAUAUUCAUCACAUCAGAUGCCUCAGACCAAGAAUGCCUGGCAAUCACAAACGAAAAUCGACGCGGAAGAGUUGGUCACAAGAAGACAUGAAUGAGGCCAUUAAAGCUGUGAAGGAAAAUAAGAUGGGUUGGCUUUUAGCAUCGAAACAUUUUAAUGUCCCAAAAGCAACUCGUCGUCGCCAUUAUUAUAGGACUCCAGUAAAUCUUGGUCGUUUUAAGCCAACUUUUAACGCAGAAAUGGAAAAAGCCCUAAUAGACCACAUGCUCGAGUUCGAAAGUCGACUUUUUGGAUUUAAUACAACCGAAAUAAGAAAAUUAGCUUUUGAAUUUGCGGAAAAAUUGGGAUUGGAUCAUAGAUUUGAUAAGAAUAAAAAAGAAUAAAUUGAUUAGCGACGAUGAGCCGGUGGCAAGUAGUUCAACUCAGCCUCAAGUAAAUUACGAAGAGUGCGAUUCCUCAGAAUCUGCUGAUAUUGACGAACAGUUAAUGGCGGUAGCAACUGCUGUGUCCUACGAGCAAAUAAAUUUUGAAACAUGUGACAAUUCUAGUAGUAGUCGUAACUCAUCCCCAACAAUUUUGUUACCGAAUGUUGCUACGCAUUUAUACGGAGAAAAAAGUCAGGUGGGCGAUAAAGCUGUUGAACCAACCAAGAACUGUUAGACAAUGAAGCUGUUGAACAAGGACAGAUAGAAAAUGAAGGUGUUCCAAUAGACGAUGAAGUUCUUGGUCAAGGACAGACAAGUGACGUAGCUGUUGGGCAAGAGCAGAUAGGCAUCAAAGAUGUACUAGAAACAAUCCAUGAGGAGGAUAAAAAACAAAUGUCGGAUAGCAAUCAAAUUUUAACUGGACCUCCAAUUUUGCAAACUGAAAUAUUAUUCAACACGAAGGGCAUUCUUAAAGAAAUUUCACCACUACCAAAAGCUGCUUCAACGGGGAAAGUCAAGGGUUAACAGAAAAGUCGGCGGAGCGCAAGUUUUUACAGCUAGUCCAUUUAUGAGUGAUAUAAAAGCAGCAGUACAGAAGAAAAAAGAAAAGGAAAAUCGCCAAUCCCUUAAAAAACAAAAACAAACGAAGCGUAUUAUUUUUGACCAUGAGAAUGAGGAACCCCAGCAUGCAUCUAAAAAAUCUAGGCCCACACGAGAUUACAAGCAGAAGAAACCAGUUCAAGAUGAUGACAUGGACCUCGAGGAUCCUUACACUAAUGAAGACGAGGAAAACGAUGAUCCAGCUUGCAUUUACUGUAAUGAGUUAUUUAGUGAAUCUAUCGGCUAAAAGAACAUUGGGUGAAGUGUCAACAGCUCAUUGGUGUCACACACUAUAAUUUUAUCUGCGAACUUUGUUCUUAAAAUUAUGGUUAAAGAUGACAUACCAUUUAAGUCUAAGAUGACAUAGUAUGUCAUUUUAUACUAUGUAUUAAUAUGUCAUCUUACACGCAUCGACCUAUGUUCGAUUUAUGUUUGUUUAAUAAUUUUAUGUUACGUUAAUUGUUCCAAUAUUGUUUUAAUUUCGUUGAUUGUGAAACAUUUAUUAAUAUACGCAAAAUUCUGAUCUCACAUGACUUUAUUUUAUUAAAAAAAUUGUGUUAAAUUAAAAGUAUGUCAUCUUAAGCACAAUUCCCCUAAUCGUUUUAUUAUGGCGCUUAAAAUCCACUACUUAUAACAACAAUUCAUUUGCAUUUCAUAUUGACCCCCGACCUCAAGGACGAUACAGACAUUGAACGUGAGCGGAGAGCGUUGUCCGUUAGGACAAACAUGAUAGCUCGCAGGUUUGCACGGUGUUCACUUGAACUCAAGCUCACCCUCUUCAGGGCAUACUGUACUAACUUUUAUACAAGCAGCCUGUGGGCUAGGUUUGCGCAGAGGUCAUACAGCGCUCUCCGUGUUCAAUAUAAUAAUGCGUUUAGGGUGCUGGUGGGGCUGCCCCGCUUCUGUAGCGCAUCAGGAAUGUUUGCAGAUGCACACAUAGACUGUUUUUAUGCAACAAUGCGCAACAGGUGUGCUUCCCUGGUGAGCAGAGUGCGGGCCAGCUCCAACAGUAUCCUGAGCAUGAUUGCGAGCAGACUGG